AUUUUUAUAACCUCUGGCGCCUACAAUUUUUUAACGAAGAAUUGAAAAAACAUUGAUAAAUAAUACUCGAGAUUGGUUAAAUUUGUUAUUUACGCACAGUUUUGGGACCUAAUAUUUGAUCCUUGGCGAUGGCAGCGGCGCCGGCGCUGGGCGCGGUGCGCGGCGCGGGCCGCAUGGCGGCGUGGCGCGCGCACGCGUACGGCGCGCUGGACGAGCUGCGGCUGGAGGCGGCGCGCGUGCCCGCCCUGCGCGCGCCCGACGACGUGCUCGUGCGCGUCGCCGCCUCCUCCAUCAACCCGCUCGACGUCGCCAUGCUGGGCGGCUACGGGUCGCGCGUGCUGAACGCGCUGCGCAGCGUGGAGGGCGCGGAGGGCGCGGAGGGCGUGGAGUUCCCGCUGGUGUGCGGGCGCGACUUCGCGGGCACGGCCGUGCGCUGCGGCCCGGCGGCGCGCCUGCGGCCCGGCGCGCGCGUGUGGGGCGUGCUGCCGCCGCACCGGCCCGGCGCGCACGCCGACUACGUGCUGGUGCGCGACCGCUGGGCGGGACUGGCGCCGUCGACGCUAGACGACUUGCAAGCGGGCGGCGCGCUGUACGCGGCGCUGAGCGCGAGCGCGGCCCUGCGCGCGGGCGGGCUGCGGGCGGGGGCGCGGGCCGCACGCGUGCUGCUGCUGGGGCUGGGCGGCGUGGGCCACGCGGCGCUGCAGCUGCUGGUGGCGGCCGGCGCGCGGGUGAGCGUGUGCCGGGCCGGCGCCGGCUCGGCUGGACGACUGCAGGCGGGGGCGCGGGCCGCUGCUGGGGCUGGGCGGCGUGGGCCACGCGGCGCUGCAGCUGCUGGUGGCGGCCGGCGCGCGGGGUGGCGCUUACACAUACUACAUUUAUUUUUUUCAAUAUGUAAUGAUGUCCCCCAGGUGAUAGUGGGGUGCGCGGGCGAGCAGUGUGACCGCGCACUGGCGCUGGGCGCGGCGGCGGCGCUGGACCGCCACGCGCCCGACUACGCGCGUCUACUCGAGGACUCCGGCCCGUAUGAGGUGAUCCUGGACUGCGCGGGGCUGGGCGGCGCGGAGGCGGGCGCGCGGCGCUGGCGGUUCGGGCGCUACGUCACGCUCACCACGCCGCUGCUGCGUGACACCGACGCGCGCGGCCUGCUGGCCGGCACCGCUGUGGCGACGGCGACGCUGCUGGCGCAGGGCGCGGCGGCGGCGCGCGCGGGCGGCGCGGGCGCGUGCCCGCCGCACGUGCGCUGGGCCUACUUCGCGCCCAACGCAGACGACAUCGAGCACCUGAGGAAGCUCGCCGAGCAGGGCAAGUUCUGCGUGCAGGUGGAGGAGACGUUCGAGUGGUGGCGCGCGCGGGAAGCGUUCGAGCGCGCGGCGCGCGGCUCGGCGCGCGGCAAGCUGCUGCUCGACUUCCGCGCGCAGCCGCGCCACUAGCGUCGAACCACUAG
This is a messenger RNA of Ostrinia nubilalis (European corn borer), 1444 nucleotides long. RefSeq names its product reticulon-4-interacting protein 1 homolog, mitochondrial. Lineage: Eukaryota; Metazoa; Arthropoda; Insecta; Lepidoptera; Crambidae. Gene Ontology annotation, molecular function: oxidoreductase activity. Gene Ontology annotation, cellular component: mitochondrion. The transcript is spliced from 8 exons. The record is from RefSeq and is a predicted model, not a curated record. Bases 129 to 1430 code for a protein of 433 amino acids.